Molecule: messenger RNA, 375 nt
Organism: Aspergillus glaucus CBS 516.65
Lineage: Eukaryota; Fungi; Ascomycota; Eurotiomycetes; Eurotiales; Aspergillaceae
Product: CGR1 family protein
Exons: 3
Coding region: 1-375 (124 amino acids)
Source: RefSeq, a predicted model, not a curated record
AUGUCGACUGCGACCACAGCUCCCUCCACAGCUCCUGCACCCGUUAAGGGCAUGAGGAAAAAUGCUAAUGUUUCUGGGGUACCCGCAGGCAAAAACUGGCACGACGCUAGGAAGCCCUUCCGACCCGCUGCCGGCAUGACCUCGUUUGCGAAAAGACAGGAACUGCGUAAACAGCAUGAAGCCAUCAAGGAACACGAAAAGGAACUGAAGGAAGAAAAGGAGGCAGAGCGUCAGGCCCAUAUCCAAAGGAUCAAGGAACGCAGAGCCGCCAAGGAGGAAAAGGAACGAUACGACAAGAUGGCAGAGAAGAUGCACCACAAGCGAGUCGAACGUCUCAAGCGGAAAGAGAAGCGCAACAAGUUGCUCAACUCAUAA